CACGAAACAAGGGACAGCUGCCACGCAGGAGAGACUCUCACUGGGCAAGCAGAUAGCUCAUUUUCAUCGCCGCUCAUUCAUCUACAGCUAGACACAUUCGCAGCUUUCGGGCCACGUCCAACGCUAAUUUGGGUUUCAGCUCGCGUGACACACUCGUUCAACGCGUCAACGCGUGAUUAGACUGCAGAAGCUCGUCUGUCCUCCACACAGCAGGAUGAGCUCAGGUGAUGCCCCGAGUGGCGAUAUGUCUGCAGAAGCCCAAUCUAUACUGCCUCCGAAAUCAGAUUUGCAAGCAUCACUACGCGAUAAGAUUGUAUCGCAUCAACAAAAAGCUGCUCUCGAGGAAGAAGCGCAGCAGACCUAUGCUCCAAUAGAGUAUAUUGUCCUUGUACGGCUUUUUGCCAUACAAACAACUGUCUACAAAGCGCUACUUUUGGAUCAUGCCCCGGCCAUUGAGGCAUUUUGUGAUAACCCAACCGAGAGUGCACCGAUGCACGAGCUCCUGCGCAAACUCGAACAAGUCUGCACGCAUCCAGGCCUCAUUUCUGAUGACAUGCCAAGCACUCAGAUGUCUGAAUACGAUGAAGCGUGGUAUCUCGUCCAGUCCAGCAGCAAGUUUGAGUUGCUCGUUGAACUGAUUGAAGCGCUCCGGCAUCAGCCCGUGACGCUGGGUGUUGCCUGCUCACAAGGCGCACGACGUCUCCUCAAAAUCAUCUUUCGCGGUCUUCGCAUUCGUCAAACAGAUCCAGAUAUCGAAUUGGCCGAUGUCAGCACACAAGAUGCAUCGAUUGGCGAAGCGGAAGUCAUUCUCCUGAACGACGCCAUCCCGCGCAAUGUUGACUUGCUGAUUGCGCUCGAGGAUACAACCUUGACAUUCAGCAGACCAACACCCAUGCUUCGUUUGAUGGCGCCCAACACGGUCGAGCAUGCAAAGCGCGAGCACGCACACCUACUCAGUCUUGUGACGGCAGUAACGAUGCUCCAUGAACAAACGGGGUCUUGUGCUACCAACGUCCAUGACAUUGUUCAGCGCGUGACGCAAUUUCUGUGUGGUGAGCCAUUGGAAUUAGAUCCAUUGCCUGCACUGCAAACAUCCAGCUCCUUGGCAAAACGCAAGCGCGAGGAUGAAGAGCCUGUGCGGCCGCGGAUUCUUGUGACGCAGAUUGAUGGAAUCGAGGUUCACACGGAAGAACCGCUGACGCUGAGUGCCUUCAAGUCCGAUGCUGUUGCUACUGAGCCUGCACAAUUCAUCUCACCCUUCAACCUGGAGCGCCGGCCAAGUCUGCUGCCCACGGAAACCAUCAGCAUUUGGCCUCGCAAGACCCCGGACGAAGAACGAAUCGCCGUGCUCGAAGCGGAUAUUGAACGCAUGAUGGAUCGAUUCGAUGAUUUACGAGAGGAGUGCCGUGUUUUGGGUGAGCAGAAGGAGGAGGCCAUCUUGCAAGCGGCUACAUUACAAAAGCGCUUCGAACGGGUUUUGGAAGAAGCGCGUCAAGCAAAGAAUGAUCGUUCGGAUCUACGACAAGAGAUUCAAAAGCUGCAGAUGCCGCCAUUGCCGGAAGAGUCGGCGCCAGAGUAUCUGCAGGUCGAAAAUACGCGUCUCAAGAGUGAGCUGGAACGGGCAAAGAAGUCCACGGAGAGCAAAGCGCAGGACUUUGAAUUUGUGCGACAGCAAUAUCAACAGAGUUCAUCCGCUGCCGCUGAAUUGUCGGCAGAAGUCACUGAUCUCAAGGCACAAGUAGCGCUCUUGCAGAAUAGGCAGGAAGGUGGCCUUGGGUACAAAUUGGCGGUGGCACAAGCGCAAGUGGCCAGACAGGCUGCACAAGAUGAAGCAAGAGAACUGUCGUUACGCAACAAUGUCUUGAUUGAACAGCUACGCCGCAUGCGCGAUGACAGACAAGCUGUACGUGGCCGGGACCGGACGCGUGCUUCAUCAGCGCAAGAAGUAUCGACACGCAAACGCGUUGAGAAGGGUGGACCAUCGCCCUUGGCGAGACUCUCUGUCGCUGCACUCAUGUCUCCUGCUGAACCACAGGUCCCAUUGUCUAGUGCUGCUCCGGUUGCUGUCCACCCAGGCAAGUCUCAACUGGGACAGGUGAGUAGCACCAGCCAGACACCGCCGUUGCGUGCAUCACCUCGGCAUCGUUUUGUGCAGAUGAACAGGUCACGGACGCCUUUCUAGUAUAUAUCGAUAGACUUGUAUGCAUUCUCAUUCAC
Molecule: messenger RNA, 2217 nt
Organism: Protomyces lactucae-debilis
Lineage: Eukaryota; Fungi; Ascomycota; Taphrinomycetes; Taphrinales; Protomycetaceae
Exons: 1
Coding region: 215-2182 (655 amino acids)
Cellular component (GO): HDA1 complex
Source: RefSeq, a predicted model, not a curated record